UUGAGGGCAAUCAUAAUGCUGAUGCGGCCCGCCAUGAAAUUGUGUUUGACACCCCUGUCCUAAGGUGUAGCUAGCACCGGGAGUUGGGAUUAAUGGUCUUGGAGCCAUUGAUUAAUAUUAGCCUUACAAGAUGCCCUACAACCUUUACUUUUCCUACCUACCUCCUCCUACAGCAUAUCAAGGAAUACAGGUACACUUUAACACAAGGGGAAGGUACCUUUGGCACUCCAGCUGUUCUGGAACUACAAGUCCCAUAAGGCACUCCUAGAGGCAGGGGCACAGCUGGAGUACCAAGGUUGCCUAUCUCUGCUUUAACCGUAUUGAGCAACUCAGAACCUUCACUUUGAUCAGACUGUAAUAAUGUUCUAUAUCUUCUCUCUGAUGGUAAUCUUAUGAAAUGGGAUCACUCUUCACCUGUGUGUGGAAUCGGAGGGGAUCUAGCUGGAUCACUGGAUCCCUCGCACACAGCACCUUCCUCCACCUACAACAGUGAUGUCAUAAGAACUUCUGUAGCUUUCUCUGUGUUUUGUUGGACUUCUUCCGUCAUCGGCUUCCAAGAGAACAGAAUGGUCGUUGGCUUUUGUUGGAUGGAGGACAAUGACCGGAUCUCGAGUCACAAUCCACAUUCAGAACCGAAGUCCAGGUGAACGGGAAAUGGAGAACUUCCAAAUAUCUGCAACCUGGUUGACCAAGGUGUUGUCCUGAAGAUGCCUCCAAGGUUGAAAUUGUUAUGGGAGAGCAUUCUAAGGGGGGAGACGCCUACUAAGCAUUUAGCAUGCAGCUUAGCCUAGUAACCCCAAACCGACCCACAGCUUCCAAACCGCGCAUUCCAGAUCUCACCCAAUACAGACAUCGGAGUAUCAACUGCGCAUUCCAGAUCUCACCCAAUACAGACAUCGGAGUAUCAACCGCGCAUUCCAGAUCUCACCCAAUACAGACAUCAGAGUAUCAACCGCGCAUUCCAGAUCUCACCCAAUACAGACAUCAGAGUACCAACCGCUCCUUCCAGAUCUCACCCAAUACAGACAUCAGAGUAUCAACCGCUCAUUCCAGAUCUCACCCAAUACAGACAUCAGAGUAUCAACCGCGCAUUCCAGAUCUCACCCAAUACAGACAUCAGAGUAUCAACCGAGCAUUCCAGAUCUCACCCAAUACAGACAUCAGAGUACCAACCGCUCCUUCCAGAUCUCACCCAAUACAGACAUCAGAGUACCAACCGCUCCUUCCAGAUCUCACCCAAUACAGACAUCAGAGUACCAACCGCUCCUUCCAGAUCUUACCCAAUACAGACAUCAGAGUAUCAACUGCGCAUUCCAGAUCUCACCCAAUACAGACAUCAGAGUAUCAACCGCGCAUUCCAGAUCUCACCCAAUACAGGCAUCAGAGUACCAACCGCUCAUUCCAGAUCUCACCCAAUACAGACAUCAAUCAACCGCGCAUUCCAGAUCUCACCCAAUACAGACAUCGGAGUAUCAACCGCGCAUUCCAGAUCUCACCCAAUACAGGCAUCAGAGUACCAACCGCUCCUUCCAGAUCUUACCCAAUACAGACAUCAGAGUAUCAACUGCGCAUUCCAGAUCUCACCCAAUACAGACAUCAGAGUAUCAACCGCGCAUUCCAGAUCUCACCCAAUACAGGCAUCAGAGUACCAACCGCUCAUUCCAGAUCUCACCCAAUACAGACAUCAAUCAACCGCGCAUUCCAGAUCUCACCCAAUACAGACAUCGGAGUAUCAACCGCGCAUUCCAGAUCUCACCCAAUACAGGCAUCAGAGUACCAACCGCGCAUUCCAGAUCUCACCCAAUACAGAUAUCAGAGUACCAACCGCUCAUUCCAGAUCUUACCCAAUACAGACAUCAGAGUAUCAACCGCGCAUUCCAGAUCUCACCCAAUACAGACAUCAGAGUACCAACCGCUCCUUCCAGAUCUCACCCAAUACAGACAUCAGAGUACCAACCGCUCCUUCCAGAUCUUACCCAAUACAGACAUCAGAGUAUCAACCGUGCAUUCCAGAUCUCACCCAAUACAGACAUCAGAGUAUCAACUGCGCAUUCCAGAUCUCACCCAAUACAGACAUCAGAGUAUCAACCGCGCAUUCCAGAUCUCACCCAAUACAGGCAUCAGAGUACCAACCGCUCAUUCCAGAUCUCACCCAAUACAGACAUCAAUCAACCGCGCAUUCCAGAUCUCACCCAAUACAGACAUCGGAGUAUCAACCGCGCAUUCCAGAUCUCACCCAAUACAGACAUCAAUCAACCGCGCAUUCCAGAUCUCACCCAAUACAGGCAUCAGAGUACCAACCGCGCAUUCCAGAUCUCACCCAAUACAGACAUCAGAGUAUCAACCGCUCCUUCCAGAUCUCACCCAAUACAGACAUCAGAGUACCAACCGCUCAUUCCAGAUCUCACCCAAUACAGACAUCAAUCAACCGCGCAUUCCAGAUAUCACCCAAUACAGACAUCAGAGUACCAACCGCGCAUUCCAGAUCUCACCCAAUACAGACAUCCGAGUACCAACCGCGCAUUCCAGAUCUCACCCAAUACAGACAUCAGAGUAUCAACCGCUCCUUCCAGAUCUCACCCAAUACAGACAUCAAUCAACCGCUCCUUCCAGAUCUCACCCAAUACAGACAUCAAUCAACCGCGCAUUCCAGAUAUCACCCAAUACAGACAUCAAUCAACCGCGCAUUCCAGAUCUCACCCAAUACAGACAUCAGAGUAUCAACCGCGCAUUCCAGAUCUCACCCAAUACAGACAUCAGAGUAUCAACCGCGCAUUCCAGAUCUCACCCAAUACAGACAGAGUACCAACCGCGCAUUCCAGAUCUCACCCAAUACAGACAUCAAUCAACCGCUCCUUCCAGAUCUCACCCAAUACAGACAUCAGAGUACCAACCGCUCCUUCCAGAUCUCACCCAAUACAGACAUCAAUCAACCGCGCAUUCCAGAUCUCACCCAAUACAGACAGAGUACCAACCGCUCCUUCCAGAUCUCACCCAAUACAGACAUCGGAGUAUCAACCGCGCAUUCCAGAUCUCACCCAAUACAGACAUCAAUCAACCGCUCCUUCCAGAUCUCACCCAAUACAGACAGAGUACCAACCGCGCAUUCCAGAUCUCACCCAAUACAGACAUCAGAGUAUCAACUGUGCAUUCCAGAUCUCACCCAAUACAGACAUCAAUCAACCGCUCAUUCCAGAUCUCACCCAAUACAGACAGAGUACCAACCGCGCAUUCCAGAUCUCACCCAAUACAGACAGAGUAUCAACCGUGCAUUCCAGAUCUCACCCAAUACAGACAGAGUACCAACCGUGCAUUCCAGAUCUCACCCAAUACAGACAUCAGAGUAUCAGCCGCGCAUUCCAGAUCUUACCCAAUACAGACAUCAGAGUAUCAACCGCGCAUUCCAGAUCUCACCCAAUACAGACAUCAGAGUAUCAACCGCUCAAAUAACAGAGAUUCCAGAGCGCAAAUGCCUCUUUGGGACUUUUAAUGCAGCUUGGAAUGUAUCGCACAUUUUUGAUAAUAUGAAAAGAAUAUAUUUUUACAAAAAAAAAUUAAAAUAAUCAUGUGAAAUACUAAAAACGUACAUGGUAGCCGUGACAAGGCCAAAAACAUAAUGACAAUCAUAAAAAAAAUCCAUAUAAUGUGA
Rana temporaria (common frog) is the source of this 3649-nucleotide messenger RNA. RefSeq lists its product as uncharacterized. Bases 776 to 3490 code for a protein of 904 amino acids. The record is from RefSeq and is a predicted model, not a curated record. Lineage: Eukaryota; Metazoa; Chordata; Amphibia; Anura; Ranidae. The transcript is spliced from 2 exons.